AUGGCCAUUUUACCUACGAAUCCGACAGAGACGGAUAAUGAGCUAUCCUCCCUCUGGAUCUCGGCCUGCACCGACUAUGCUGAUGAAACAGGAGCUGUCCUCGACGAUGAGGAAUUGCGAAGCCUCCGAGGCCCCGAAGACCUCUCACGGCAGCUAGACAAUGAAAAGGACAACUUUGAGGACUUCCGCGCAAAGCGACGUCCACUCCUACAUGCGAUGCAAGCUGUGGUCGCCCCCUUUGAGAGCUGGGGUGAUCUCAUCACCGGUGCUGCAGCUGCGGCAUUCCCGCCAGCGUCGUCGAUUAUGGGGGCGAUGCUAAUGCUCAUACGCGGGGCAAGGAGAGUGAGCGAGGCCUUCGAUAUGAUCACAGAUUUGUUUCGCAAGAUAGGUCAUUUCGCACUGCGAUUAGACUCAUACAAGGGCGUCCCACUGAGUGAGGGGAUGAAGGCGAUUAUUGUCAAGGUAUUGGUGAACUUCCUGCGUGUGUGUACGGUGUCGCAGAAUUUUUUGCGCAAGGGGUCGCUGAAAGGGAGGUUGACAAAAUGGGCCAAAAAUGCGAUCGCAGAGGAUACGGAGGUCAGUUCGCUCAUGGGCGAGCUGGAGGACCUGACGAGCCAAGAACAUAUGAUGGUUUCGGCGCAUGGGCUGAAAAUGACCAACCAAGCGCUCAAGAAUACGGAGGAGCUGCUCGAGAGAGAAGAUCGAAGACGUGAACAGGAGAAAUUGGAGAAGGUGAAAGCUGCCCUGCAGCCGGUUUCCGCGUCCAGUCAAGUAUUCUCCUACACCAACGAGAACCGUAUGCCUGGAUCUGGGAGCUGGAUAGAGAAUAGGCUUCAAACUUGGUGGCAAGGAACGGAGCCUCUUCUUUGGCUUCAUGGGGGCCCUGGAGUGGGCAAGUCCCAUCUCGCAUCCAAGAUUAUCACGAGCCUUGGGAAUGGAGAGCUUUCUGGUACUGUCCCCUUGGUGGCGUCCUUCUUCUUCAGGAACAACGAUGUUGAUCUACAAUCUAUCAACAAGGCGUUGCGCACUUUGGCAUGGCAGAUAGCCACACAAAGCCCAAGCUUCGCAACUCAUACGGAAGAAUUUUGUUUGAGAGAAGACCCUGAUAAUACCUAUACUCUGUGGAGUAAACUGUUGAUCCGACACCUCGCUGAGAAGCCAUCAGCGGAAACGUGCUUCGUUAUCGACGGCCUCGAUGAAGCAGAACCGGAAGAAAUGGAGGUUCUUCUUGGCCUACUGGAGAGGAAAUUCUCAGAAGAUGGCACGGAGACCAGACCACCUUUACGCUUUGUACUUCUGAGCAGGGAUUCUGUGCGUCCUGUGUUCGAAGGUCACUCAUUGGACUGGAUCCCCGAUAUUGAGGUUGGCAAUAAUGAGAACAAGGACGAUCUUCACAAAUAUGUUUCUCAAAAGCUACAGACAGCUCGACUGUUUCGCUCAGUGCCCGAGCUCCUGGAGGAGGUUAUCCAGGAGAUCAGCCGGGAAGCCGAAGGCCUCUGGGAAUGGGCCAAUCUGGCGAUUAAAGGCGUGCUGCGCUGUCGAACUAAAGAACAGAUCCAAAAGGUUAUAAGGAGCACCCCACGGGGAAUCGCCGCGAUGUUGAACCAGGAGCUACAGCGCUUGAACAGAGAGCUUUCGAUAUCAGAAGGGUCACCCUUUGGAGAAAACUCGAACGGGGAGGAUUCCCCACAAGUUGACCAAUUGAAUAUCAUUCUUUCCUUCGUGACUCUCGCACAAAAGCCAUUGAAUUUGUGGCAGCUCGAUGCAAUACUGCAAGUCAUCUUCAAGGAAGAAAUUUUGAAUUUGGUGGAUGACAUCCGCAACUUAUACUCUUCACUCUUCCAAAUCAGAUCUAUUGACAAAGUAUACUACUUCGAAAAUGUUGUAAUCUUGCGACAUAGCUCGUUUUAUGAGUAUUUCAGAACCUCUCAGAACUCCGAGCGGAUUCAUGUCAAUCUUGAACAAACUGAGGCCAACUUCCUCUAUGUUAUCCUGGAGACGUUCCGCAGGUACGAAACGCUAGAUUACGACACUAUGGUGCUCGACAAGAUGCACAGGUGCUUUGAAGAAAUGAGACACUAUGCCCAGAGCUUCCUGCCGUGGCAUCUAAUGCGCGCAAAUCCCAAGUCGGCAGGGAAGCGGCGUGAAGGCAUUGCAGCCCUCUUUGAAGAUCUUUUCGCCCAAGAAAAAUAUGCGAGAUGGUUGGUUCUUACCACAACAGCACAAAAGAGCCUUGAUGACUACAUCGAAUAUCCUUCCUCUACCACAUCGAAGAUAGGUCAUUUCUGGCUAUCUGCCGAAAAUCGGAUCACUUCGAAUAAGAGGGCAGAGCUGGUUCUGAACUGGUUCUCUCCAGAGAAAAAGGAAAUUUUUGAAAACAAUUCCCGCUCAGCGGAAGAGGCAAGCAAUGCAUGCCCUUUUACAGUGCUUUUCUCCUUCAUGGUCCGGAUCUGGCUCCGCCUUUGGCUCGCUCCGGAUGAAACCAACAAUGGGGAUGGCUGGCCGGCUGCAAUUCCGCGGCUGUUGAGAUUAUAUAAGGCAAUGGCAGCAGCGGAUAAGGGACCAGAAGAAGAAGAUGAAGUCAGACGGGUGCUAGAGAAAACCUCAGACUGGGAUCUCACUGAGAUGCCCAUAAUUAUGGAAGCCGCAGAGUUUUGUAAGCUCGAGCACAAUGCCAUUUGGCACUCCAGAGUCGGCCAGGCGCUGCUCUUGAAUGGACACUAUCGAGAAGCGUCCGAAAUAUUUCUCGUGGUGCUCAAAGACGAUAAAGAUUCAGAUACCCUUAAUGAACAACACCUCUCUGUUAUACACAGGGACUUGGCUCGUGCGUUUACCCAGAUGGGGAGACACGAGGAGGCACUGAAGCACGCAGAACUAGCUGAAAUGACAGAGCUACCGAGGGAAGAUGAUUUAUACCAAGACCGAGUGCAUCAGUUGCUGAACUUGGCGCAAGUGAAGUAUCGCGCAAAUCGAAAAGACAGUGCAAUUGCCACAGCAAAUAAAGCUUUCGAAGAGUUUUUGGCGAAUAAGAACAACGGGCCGUUUUUUCCAGAUUUUGUUUCUAUAUUCCAGAUCUUCCUUGAUUUCAAACAGCUACAGAGUCUAAGGUCGGUUUUGAACCACGCUGCCGAGCAUUGUGAAAAGAGCGAAUUGCAAGGACCGGGGUAUCCGUUCGCAGAAUUCCUUUUCAACACUUUCGUUUCCAGACAUUAUCAUCUCUACAGGGUACUCCAAAUUGCUUUGGAAGAGGACGAUCAAUAUUAUUUGGGUCAUCUUGCGAAACUUAUGACGAGGAUUGAUGCCGAACGAAACGUGAUACAACAAAACUGGGUUUCUGAACCCACAUAUCUCAAAUAUCUGAUCGCAACCAUCUUAUUCGAUAAGGGACAAUCAGAUACGGGGGCUCAAGGCUUGUGCCAGAUUAUCAUCGAUGCCGGCCGUGAUGAUGAUGACAUCGUCUGGCACACAGAAACACGCGGGCACUCACUGGCUUACCUGGUGAGAUUGUGCCUAAGUGAUGUGGAUAUCCCUUCUUGCGAGGCCUUGCCAAUAGCAUUAGACACCGCGGCCGAGCAUAGUGUCGCCUGUCUGGUGAUCUCAAGCUGGCUUCAGAGCCAUGGAAAUCUUCAGAAUGCAAAACAUGCUCUGCGCGGUCGGGUUAAAACAUGCGUUGCCUUGCUAUCAGACGAUCAUUCUACAAAUGACACAGAUACCUUCAAGGCUCUUUUCGAAGCACUCCUAAUGGAUCCAGAUAGCGAGGAAGAUCUCACUGCAGCUUUAUAUUGCAUCAAAAAGGACCACGAGCGAGUGAUCGAGAGACAUCAUAAGGAGGCCAGUGAUACUGGGAGAAGCGAAGAUAUCAAUAGCACUGACGGUAUUACUAUGAUGUACGAUCUGGCAAGGUGCUCAAUUUGCAUACAAGAGAUGUGUGAUAUCUACGACUGGUACUGCUGUCGCUCUUGUCCGUUCAAGAUCUGCUGUCGAGAGUGUUCCGGUAAGCCUGGGCUGGUUGCCGAAAACUCUGGUAUAUUUAAAUGCCCUGGUAUUUGCGAGGAUGAACAUGAUUUCUUCUACACCGGAGGAUCUCUUCGACAAGAGGAGCGGGUUCCAGAAGGCAUGGUGCCGGCCUCCUCAUACGGGGAUGAAAAUGCUAUCUGGAUUGAGGACUGGAAGGAUAGGCUUGUGAAGAAGUGGAAUACGGAGGAUCUCACUUUCGAAGGAGGUUUAUCGGGUUGGUGCAUGAGCGUUUUGCCAGAGCCACAGGCAACACGGUGGGCUAAGAUGUUCAAAGUUUAA
This is a messenger RNA of Penicillium manginii, 4296 nucleotides long. RefSeq names its product NACHT domain protein. NCBI's taxonomy places the organism in Eukaryota, Fungi, Ascomycota, Eurotiomycetes, Eurotiales, Aspergillaceae. The transcript has a single exon. The record is from RefSeq and is a predicted model, not a curated record. Gene Ontology annotation, molecular function: protein binding. The coding region runs from base 1 to 4296 and encodes 1431 amino acids.